CAUUUAUGAUAUGAGCCAUUUGCCCCCACUCCUCUAGUGGCCGGCCUUAUAGAGAAAAUAAAACUGUUUUUGAGUUGCGCAACCGCUGCCUGCGACACCACCGAUGAGUCGGCUCUUGCUGCCUACGCUUUUCUCAAUCUCUAGAAAACAGGUUCUAGCUGCGUCAUCCUUCCACAAUCUGUACGGACGACGUCACAGGAGCUUUGUUUAUUGGACGAGCGCUGCUAUGUCGCAAGAUAGUGCAAUUGGUGACUCUGCUUCUGGAGCUAAAACAUUCUGCUCCUCCCUACAAGAUUUAUCAGCAAAAAAGUGUGUCCCAUGCAACGCUAAGGAUCUACACCCCAUGACUGAACAAAGUGCCCAAGAACUACUUCAGAAGGUUGCUGGAUGGGAUAUGGCUAAUGACAAUGGCACAUUAAAGCUGCAUCGAUCGUGGACAGUGAAAAGUUUUACAAAAGGACUAGACUUCUUCAAACGUGUAGCUGAUAUCGCUGAAUCAGAAGGUCAUCACCCAGAUUUGCAUCUGGUAGGCUGGAAUAAUGUGAAGAUCGACAUAUGGACACAUGCCAUAGGUGGUUUGACCGAGAACGACUUCAUUCUAGCUGCUAAGAUCAACGAGCUCCAAGUGGAAGAUCUUCUGAGGAAGAAGAAAGUUGCCAAAUGAGGAAUGUGUUGUUGGUUUACAAACUCUGUCAAAGAAGCUUUAGAUCUAUGCAAGAUAAGAAUAAAUAAGUGAGCUAGGGUGACAUUUUUAUGUUUCUCCAGCGUCUAUGGUUCUUGUAAAGCUGUUUCUGUUCUUACGAUCACAAAAGGCACAAAUAAGGCAGUUUGGAAGCAAGUACCGUUUAUUAUAAUAGCAAAUUAAUAAUUUCAUAUAUACAAUAAA
Molecule: messenger RNA, 886 nt
Organism: Raphanus sativus (radish)
Lineage: Eukaryota; Viridiplantae; Streptophyta; Magnoliopsida; Brassicales; Brassicaceae
Product: pterin-4-alpha-carbinolamine dehydratase 2, mitochondrial
Exons: 7
Coding region: 104-664 (186 amino acids)
Biological process (GO): tetrahydrobiopterin biosynthetic process
Cellular component (GO): mitochondrion
Molecular function (GO): 4-alpha-hydroxytetrahydrobiopterin dehydratase activity
Source: RefSeq, a predicted model, not a curated record